ACCUAACGUCAUCUGGUCGUUUCUGGCUACGCUGCUCCACAGACAGUCUGGCAAAAAGCGUAUGUGAGAUAACCUCAAGAGGUCAUUUUCGCUAAAACCAGCGCAAUGGCUUCGCUGCGAGCUUCUUCUACGAUACGCGGUCUAACUCAGCUGCAUUCGAGAAUGUAUUCAUCGGCGGCUCCUACCACAAAAAUGUUCAUCGGUGGUAAAUUCGUCGAGUCGAAAACGCAGGAGUGGGUCGAUCUACGAAACCCCGCCACGAACGAGGUGGUCACUCGCGUUCCGUGCUCGACGACGGAAGAAAUGCAAUCGGCAGUCGACAGCUGCAAGGAAGCCUUCAAGACCUGGAGUCAGACAUCGCCACUGACCAGGCAGCAGUGUAUGUUUCGUCUUCAGAAUCUGAUAAAAACUAAUACGAAACGUCUCGCCGAGAGCAUAACCACGGAACAAGGCAAGACGCUCCCCGACGCCGAGGGAGACGUGUUGAGGGGUCAACAAGUUGUCGAACACGCGUGCAGCGCGACAUCUCUACUGCUCGGGGAAACAUCUCACCAAGUCACAAAAGACAUGGAUAUUCACAGUUACCGACUCCCUCUCGGAGUGACAGCUGGUAUUGCGCCUUUCAACUUCCCCGCCAUGGUCCCGUUAUGGAUGUUCCCCAUGGCGAUAGUGUCCGGAAACACGAUGGUGAUGAAACCAUCGGAAAAAGAUCCCGGUGCGACGAUGAUUCUCAUGGAACUGCUCCAGGAGGCCGGAGUUCCCGACGGCGUCGUCAACGUGAUCCACGGCACGAAAGAAUCCGUGAGGUUCAUUUGCCAGAAUCCCGAUAUUCGGGCGAUCUCGUUCGUCGGAGCCGACACAGCCGGUAAAUACAUCUACGAGGAGGGAGCCAAAAACGGAAAACGUAUGCAGUGCAAUAUGGGCGCAAAAAAUCACGGCGUUGUCAUGCCCGACGCCAACAAAGAGCACACCUUGAAUCAGCUGGUCGGUGCAGCUUUCGGCGCUGCGGGACAACGUUGUAUGGCGUUGUCGACCGUGAUUUUCGUGGGCGAAUCGAAAAAGUGGGUUCCAGAAAUGGUCGAGCGCGCUCAAAAGCUCCGAGUGAACGCGGGUCAUGUCGCGGGCACGGAUCUAGGCCCGGUGAUCAGCUCCGAGAGCAAGCAGCGAAUCCAUGAGCUCAUCGAGUCCGGUGUGAAGGAAGGCGCGAAGCUUCUGCUCGAUGGUCGUCACAUAGUCGUUCCAGGGUACGAGAAUGGGAAUUUCGUCGGACCGACGGUACUUCAUAAUGUCACACCUCAGAUGCGAUGCUAUCGCGAAGAAAUUUUCGGCCCCGUUCUCAUAUCGACCGAGGUGGAAACGCUCGACGACGCAAUCAAGAUCAUCAAUGGCAACCCGUACGGGAACGGGACAGCAAUCUUCACCACGAAUGGAGCUACGGCACGGAAGUUCACUUUCGAAGCGGAUUGUGGACAGGUUGGCGUCAACGUUCCGAUCCCGGUGCCGCUACCCAUGUUCUCGUUCACUGGCUCUCGGGGUUCUUUCCUCGGAGACGCCAACUUCUACGGAAAAGCCGGAUUGAACUUCUACACUCAAUGGAAGACUGUGACUCAGUUGUGGCGAUCUCAGGACUCCCAAUCGUCCAGCUCGCCCCUGUCUAUGCCCGUGAUGCGUUAGAUGCGUUUUGAUUGUUGACCAUAUAUGAGAGUAUAUAUUCAUUUUUUAAGAGGUGCCAAAUUCGCCUCACAUCCAUUUAUACACUCCUCUCGGAUGAAUGCUCUUGCAUAAUAAACGGUGAUCAUACCUUUUUGUACAU
Galendromus occidentalis (western predatory mite) is the source of this 1813-nucleotide messenger RNA. Its product is annotated as probable methylmalonate-semialdehyde dehydrogenase [acylating], mitochondrial. Gene Ontology annotation, molecular function: methylmalonate-semialdehyde dehydrogenase (acylating, NAD+) activity. Gene Ontology annotation, cellular component: mitochondrion. The record is from RefSeq and is a predicted model, not a curated record. The transcript is spliced from 2 exons. Bases 106 to 1674 code for a protein of 522 amino acids. NCBI's taxonomy places the organism in Eukaryota, Metazoa, Arthropoda, Arachnida, Mesostigmata, Phytoseiidae. Gene Ontology annotation, biological process: thymine catabolic process; L-valine catabolic process.